Messenger RNA from Harpia harpyja (harpy eagle), 1073 nucleotides. RefSeq names its product olfactory receptor 5AS1-like. The transcript has 2 exons. The coding region runs from base 135 to 1073 and encodes 312 amino acids. Gene Ontology annotation, molecular function: odorant binding; olfactory receptor activity; G protein-coupled receptor activity. The record is from RefSeq and is a predicted model, not a curated record. Gene Ontology annotation, cellular component: membrane. Gene Ontology annotation, biological process: sensory perception of smell; G protein-coupled receptor signaling pathway. Lineage: Eukaryota; Metazoa; Chordata; Aves; Accipitriformes; Accipitridae.
CAGUGUUCAAUUUCACUGCUGCCUCAGAAAGGACAUUAUUAACUGUGCCUGAACUCCUUACUCUACUGGUCACACAGGACUGGCUGAUCCCCUGACAAAUCGUACGUGUACAAAACCAAACACAAGAUAAUGAAAUGCCUGAAGAAAACUGCACCGUACUGACCGAGUUCAUUCUCUUGGGUUUCACUGACCGUCUGGAGGUGGAGAUACCUUUGUUUGGACUUUUCCUACUCAUCUACACCACCACUUUGGUGGGGAACGCUGGCCUCAUUUUGCUCGUCCAGCUCAAUGCCUGCCUUCAUACCCCCAUGUACUAUUUCCUAAGCAGUUUAUCUUUCUUAGACCUUAGCUGUUCAUCUGCCAUUGCUCCCAAGAUGCUGGUGAAUCUGUUAGCACAGCGGAAGACCAUUUCUUUAAUUGGCUGUGCAACCCAGAUGUUUCUCUUCGCUGCCUUUGCUGAUGCCGAGUGCCUCAUUUUGGCUGCGAUGGCCUAUGACCGCUACGUGGCCAUAUGUCAUCCUCUUCUCUACACCGUUGCCAUGUCCCGCAGGGUCUGCACCUCCGUGGUAGUUGGGGCUUAUCUCGGCGGGGGUCUGACCUCCCUGGUGCACACGUCUUUCACAUUCACGUUGCUGUUCUGUGGCUCCAACGUGAUCAACCAUUUCUUCUGUGAUAUUCCCCCACUGCUGGAGCUCUCCUGCUCCAGUACACACGUCAACGAGAUCCUCCUCUUCACCCUGUGUGGCUUUAUACAAACCAGCACCUUCCUGACCAUCGCCGUCUCCUACGCCUGCAUCCUCAGCACCAUCCUCCGGAUCCGUGUGGCAGAUAGCAGGCACAAAGCCUUCUACACCUGCACCUCCCAUCUGAUGGCUGUCGGGUUAUUCUACGGCUCCCUCCUCUUCACGUAUUUACAGCCCAGCUCCAGCUACUCGCUGGACACGGACAAAGUGAUCUCUGUAUUUUAUACUGUUGUCUUUCCCAUGCUGAACCCCCUGAUUUAUAGCCUGAGGAACAAAGAGGUGAAGGAUGCCCUCAGGAGAACAGUAGAGAGAAGAGUGUUUUCUCAGUGA